Vigna angularis (adzuki bean) is the source of this 525-nucleotide messenger RNA. RefSeq lists its product as uncharacterized. The record is from RefSeq and is a predicted model, not a curated record. NCBI's taxonomy places the organism in Eukaryota, Viridiplantae, Streptophyta, Magnoliopsida, Fabales, Fabaceae. Bases 1 to 525 code for a protein of 174 amino acids. The transcript has a single exon. Gene Ontology annotation, molecular function: nucleic acid binding; zinc ion binding.
AUGGAGCUGGUACAGGGCAACAAAUCAGUGUCAGAGUAUGCAGACCGCUUCAAACAUCUACUUCGCUUCAACACUAUGGCGGUGGAUGAAGAAUGGCAAUGCAGAAAAUUUGAAAAUGGCUUGAGGAGUGAUAUCAAGCUGCUUGUAAAGGGGUUACGCAUCAGAGAGUUCCUUGCUCUGGUGGAGAUGGCCCGUGAUCUAGAGAAGACGAAGAGGGAAUCUGAGAGACAGCAGAGUCAGCCUGCUAGGAGUGGGGGAUCAUCUGGGUCUCGUGGUGGACUUAGCACUAGGAAGACCCCUUACACUAGACCAUCCCUUUCUUCUGGGUCUAGGGGUUCAUCCUCUCAGCCAUCAGUACAGUCAGGACCAGCCAGACCAUCUGGCACCGUUAGAUGUUUUGGUUGUGGAGGACCUCAUUACCGGAACAACUGCCCUCUGGCAAAUGGCGCAAGGAAGUGCUUCAAGUGCGAAAAAGAGGGACACAUUGCUGUUGAGUGUACCUCUACAGCAGGGUCAGGGCCUUAG